AUGAAAUUACUCGAAAAUUCUAAAUUGGAAGCUAUUAGUUCGACACUUUCUAUUCAUACACCAGUUUGUGACAUCACAACUCGUGUGGAAAGUUAUUCAUGUAAAAUGGCCGGUGACUCAAAAAAAUUAUAUAAACAAUUAAGAAAUGAACCCGGUACAUCACCGCAUGAUUUGGAAAUUCUUGGGCCAUCUCAAACACAAUCUCCAACAUAUAAUUCAAGUUUCUUAAUAACACCACCACCACAAAUUUUACAUGCUCAUCCAAUAGCAAGAUCUAUGUCAAGUGAUGAUGAAUCAACAAUAGCUAAAACUAUCCCACGAAAAACACUUAUUUUUCUAAUAUCAACAUUAAAUGCAGCAUUUGAACCUGAUUAUGAAUUUAGUUCUUGCACAAGUCAUGAUUUUAGCCGUGAGACAAACUUUGAACUGUUGAAAACUGAAAUCGACACUCGAUUUCUUUCAAGUAUAGGUGAUCAUUAUCGAUCAUUGUCAUCGGAAUUAUGGUCAACAGUUGAUGAAGAAAUAAAUGUAAAAGAAAGUGAAAUAUUUAGUUAUUGUCCCGAUGGUACAUCUGAUCCAUUUUCUGAAAGUGGAAUUAUUUGGUCAUUCAAUUUCUUUUUCUAUAAUCGAAAGCUCCGUCGAAUUCUUUAUCUAACAUGUCGUGCCGAUUCGAAGACAUCAACAAAUGAGGCCGACAAUGAUGAUGAACGUUUAGAAACUAAUAAUUACUUAACAUUUGACGAUGUUAUGGAUUGA
Molecule: messenger RNA, 756 nt
Organism: Rotaria socialis
Lineage: Eukaryota; Metazoa; Rotifera; Eurotatoria; Philodinida; Philodinidae
Source: the annotation of a GenBank genome assembly